Mercurialis annua (annual mercury) is the source of this 312-nucleotide messenger RNA. RefSeq lists its product as uncharacterized. The transcript is spliced from 3 exons. Lineage: Eukaryota; Viridiplantae; Streptophyta; Magnoliopsida; Malpighiales; Euphorbiaceae. The record is from RefSeq and is a predicted model, not a curated record. Bases 1 to 312 code for a protein of 103 amino acids.
AUGACAUCGAAUAUCGCUGAGUAUUUGAAUGCAGCAAUCAAGGCAGCUAGGGAAUUACCAAUAAUAACGCUCCUUGAAAGUUUAAGGCGUUUGAUGCAAGAAUGGAGUUACGCUAACACAAAUAUUGCAAUUUGUAUAUUUACUAAGCUGAUAAACAAAGCAGAACAUGAACUCAGAAAUCACUAUGCAUCAUCUUUAAGAAUGAAGGCUUCAACAUCUGUUAGAGGUUUGCACAAUGUGGAAGAUGGUGAUAAAACCGUUAUAGUAAAUCUUAAUGAAAGAACAUGCACAUGCUGCAGAUUUGUUGAUUAA